Messenger RNA from Musa acuminata AAA Group (dessert banana), 1696 nucleotides. Its product is annotated as zinc finger protein CONSTANS-LIKE 13-like. The coding region runs from base 192 to 1412 and encodes 406 amino acids. NCBI's taxonomy places the organism in Eukaryota, Viridiplantae, Streptophyta, Magnoliopsida, Zingiberales, Musaceae. Gene Ontology annotation, molecular function: protein binding; zinc ion binding. The record is from RefSeq and is a predicted model, not a curated record. The transcript has 4 exons.
CUGUUGCUCUUUUCCCAUCCUUCUCUUUCAAAUGUCUCUUUCCUUCUGCCCCUCCGCUUGGUCCUGUUCUACACACUCCUAUUUGCUUCCCUCAUCACCACCUCGAUCUACCCACCUCUCAAGCCUCGCAUUCCACUAGAUGAAACAGUGAAGUAAAAGAAGAGAGAAGGCCUCCAACUUCAACUCAGGAGAUGGGCCAAGAGGGAGAAGCAACAGCACCAGUGGUAGCUGUAGUAGUAGAAGAAGAAGAAAUAGGGCGAGGAAGAGGAGGAGGAGGAGAAAGGGGCGGGACUGGAGAAGAAAGCUGUGAUUAUUGCGGGGCGGCGAGGGCCCUGCUGUGGUGCCGGGCCGACGCGGCGCGGCUCUGCCUCGCCUGCGACCGCCACGUGCACGCAGCCAACUCCGUGUCGUCCCGCCACUGCCGCGCGCUCCUCUGCGACGCCUGCCGCUCGGAGCCCUCCGCCAUCCACUGCUCCUCAUGCCGGGCUCUCCUCUGCGCCAACUGCGACUUCGACGCCCACGGGCGUGCCGGGCUGCUGCACGACCGCCGACCCGUCGAGGGCUUCUCUGGGUGUCCCUCGGCGGGGAAGCUCGUGUCGGCUCUCGGGGUUGGCGGGGACGAGAAGGAGGUGUUGGAAGGGGAGGCGGAUGACGUCGGUGACUACCUGGUGGAGGACGGGAGUGUGUGGGAGGCGCAGCCGGUGCUUAGGUUCGAGGAUUUUAUAGUGCCUACCACUGCUAGUCAUGGGUUUCAUGCUAUGGGGAUGCCUCCCUUGCCAAAGCAUCGAAAUUCAACUUGUGGGAAACAUAAAGAAGAGAUAAUUCAGCAAAUUCGUGAUCUUAUAAAGCUUGAAAGUGGUACAAAUGAUUAUCAUGAAGUUGUUGCACCAAUAAUGGAAUCCUAUGGUUGGGUUUCAGAACAAAAUAUUCAAAUUGAUUAUCUGGGCCCCGCUUCAAAUAAUUCGUGGAAUGUCGGCCCGGCUUCAAAUAAUUCGUGGAAUGUCACAACUCCUCAUGAGGAUAUUACACUUGAAGGUAACCAGAUUGAUUGUCGUGAAGCUAACACUACAAUUGGCUUGUUAAAUCCUCCUGGAGAAUAUCCCAGAACCUCUUCUGCCGUAAACUUGUCAUCACUGAAUGAGGCUGCUGAAGCGAAUGCAUGUAAAAGUCAUGGCAAUGAUACAAACACAGACCAUGUGGAGUUUGUUCCUCAAGAUGAGAUGCAACAUUUGCCUCUCAAAGGCAUUUAUAAAUUAGCUCGUGCAGACCGCAACUCUGUAAUUUUGCGCUAUCAGGAGAAGAGAAAGACACGAAAAUACAACAAGCUCAUAAGGUAUGAAUCACGAAAGAUUCGAGCUGACAGCAGGCUAAGAAUCAAGGGUCGUUUUGCCAAGACGAAUCCUAGUCAGUAAACAUGGAUGGGUGUUAUGUCCAGAAGAUUCAUUCAUGAUAGCAACUGCACUAUGGGCAUUCGUCUCUUAUCUCUACCAAGACAGUCUAGUGCUAUCGAGCAAAAAAAUGAACACUCAAGUGAUUGUUUGUAUCAUGGCAUGCAUCGUAGUUCUGUGAGUAGUUGAAGUUUAUGUAGCAGUGUUGACUAUAUUCUAAUUAUAUGUUUUGUUGUAAGUACACGAUAAAUUUGUAAGGAAUGAUCAGAUGUUUCUCAAGAGUAAUAACUAUAGAACAUUUCCCUGAA